AUGGCUCCGGUCAGGGUGUUGCUCAUUGGAGCAACCGGAGAGACCGGUCGAUCAAUUGCGAACGGCCUCCUCGAAGCUGGCGGAUUCGAAAUCUACGCAUUCACCCGCCCGGCCUCCGUCGCCAAACCGCAACUCAUCGAACUCAAAAAGAAAGGCGUUAUAAUCCGACAAGGCGAUCUAACAGCGCCCCUGGAAGAACUCGCCGAGGCCCUGAAAGGAAUUGAUAUCGUUGUCAGUUGCGUCGGCCCGUCAGAUCAAGACAUCCAAAUGAAUAUCGUGACGGCGACCAAGGCAGCUGGCGUCAAGCGGUUUAUUCCCUGUGCCUUCAUCACAGUUUGUGCGCCGGGGGGCAUUAUGUGGUUACGCGAUGAGAAAGAAAAAGUAUAUAACCACAUCAAACAACUCAAACUCCCCUACACCAUCAUCGACAUCGGCUGGUGGUACCAAAUCGCAACUCCGCGCCUACCAUCCGGCAAAAUCGACUAUGCCAUGACCACUUCCAAUGAUGAACUGAUUGGGGAUGGCCGAACGCUCAGCGCAUUCAUUGAUUUGCGAGAUAUUGGGAAAUACGUUGCAAAUAUUAUUGUUGACCCCAGGACAGAAAACAAAAUGGUCUUUGCGUAUAAUAUCGUCACGUCGCCGGCCGAUAUCUUUGAUACCGUUGAGAAAUUGAGUGGUGAGAAGGUUGAGCGGAAAUAUAUCACCGAAGAAGAAGUCUACGCCCGGGUCGCCGCAGCUCGCGCCUCCAGCGAAACAUACCCCUUUGAGCCGACGAAAUUCACGCCUCGAUUUGCGGCCGAGUACCAACUCUCAUGGGGGAUUCGAGGCGACAAUGUGCCCGAGUAUGCAAAGUAUUUGGGAUAUUUGGACGCGAAGGACUUGUAUCCGGACUUCAAGUCGAUUGCGUUUGAGGAGUAUGUACAGGAAUUGUUGAGUGGGGUUGCGACUGGUGUUUAUACGGAUCGGAUUUCGAGGAUUUAUUAA
Messenger RNA from Talaromyces marneffei, 984 nucleotides. RefSeq lists its product as uncharacterized. The transcript has 4 exons. Bases 1 to 984 code for a protein of 327 amino acids. Gene Ontology annotation, molecular function: oxidoreductase activity. The record is from RefSeq and is a predicted model, not a curated record. Lineage: Eukaryota; Fungi; Ascomycota; Eurotiomycetes; Eurotiales; Trichocomaceae.